This is a messenger RNA of Portunus trituberculatus (swimming crab), 5882 nucleotides long. RefSeq names its product insulin-like growth factor 1 receptor. Bases 438 to 4892 code for a protein of 1484 amino acids. Gene Ontology annotation, cellular component: signaling receptor complex. The record is from RefSeq and is a predicted model, not a curated record. The transcript is spliced from 29 exons. Lineage: Eukaryota; Metazoa; Arthropoda; Malacostraca; Decapoda; Portunidae. Gene Ontology annotation, biological process: cell surface receptor protein tyrosine kinase signaling pathway; protein phosphorylation; positive regulation of kinase activity. Gene Ontology annotation, molecular function: ATP binding; protein binding; transmembrane receptor protein tyrosine kinase activity.
AGUUUCUUUCUUGGCCUUGAUGCUGCAAGACAUGCAAGCAUAACAUGUUCCAGAGCGACAGGAGAAAGCAUUCCAUAGUGACAACUCGAUGAAAACUUUACGCAUUGUCAUGCAAACAUUUUUACUGUGGUGCUAACUCAUGGUACUGCUGGUGACUAUGUUCUCCAUGUGCCUGCGUGCUUGCCUGCUUGCCUGGGACACGAGGUAUCGUAUUUGAGGAGCCGCGGUUCAGUGUGCGUCUGGCUGCGGCGGAGCGAGGUGUGAAACUGAAAAUUUCUCUCUGAAGUUUAAGUUCAUGUAGUGAAACAAUGAACACUGAAAUAACCUGAGGUGCGCCAACCUUCGUGUGUGCCUCACUCUGCUUCUAAAUACUUAAUCAUAGAUGACUGAGGACAAAGCUGUGUGGUGAGGCGAGACCUUCCCCUCUACAGCACACAAUGAACCCAGCAACUGCAGCCGACGAUGAGCGUCUCCGCAGUGACUCAAGUGAGGAACGACGCGAUGGAAGAGCAAGAAGGUUCGCCCAGCUGGUGCCAGGGAAGCGACCGCCAGUGAUGGUAAUAGUGUUGGUGUUGAUGCUGGUCAUGAUGGUGGUGGUGGUGACAGUGUUGGUAACAGGCAGAAACAAAUUCGAUCAUCCGUUAGCCACUACAAAUCAGCAUGGUGCUGCUUUCGGCAAGACUUGUGGGAGUGUGGAGGUGACGGGAGACCAAACAUUCUUGGAGGACUACGUUUCUUGCGUCACCAUCGAGGGAAACCUGCGCAUCCAGCUCAUUGAAUACAACGAAACCCAGUCACUCGUUGGUCUUCCUAAUCUCAUUCAGGUGACUGGCUACGUGAUCAUCUACCAGCUCUCGUACUUAAAAACUCUGCGCCACCUGCUCCCGCUCUUAGCUGUCAUCAGGGGACGGGAACUCUUCCAUGGCUAUUCCCUUGUAAUAUAUGGGAACAUCUUCUUGCAAGAACCAAACCUUUGGAACUUGACCCACGUGCUGAGGGGUGCGGUGCGGGUAGAGAAAAAUCUUUGCAGUGGACCUCCCAACCGCUGGGAUCUGCUCUCCCCUUCUCCGGCCCUCAACGUGGUGCAGGAUUAUGGAUUGUGUGUCUACCCGAUGUGUGAAGAACAGAGGGAUUGUACCAAUGUCACCACCGCCAUCCACACCUACUGCACUACGCAUGGCGGAUGCUACCAAGAUUCCCAGUGCCACGAAGAAUGUGUGGGGGGAUGCUACGCCCUCUAUGACCCUAACGCAUGUGUAGCAUGCAGGAAUUACCAAGACGGUCAUACUUGCGUCCCUGAGUGUUCUUCGUCUGUCAAUAACAAAGUCCACCACUUAGGUUACCGAUGCAUUCGCGAGGACGAGUGUGCCAAGGAGCCGUGGAAGAUGGAGAGAGAGAUGGGGCCGCACGGUACUGAGCGGCUGGUCUGUGUUCCAUGCAAUGACAAUUGCUAUGGGACGUGCCGCGGGACGAAGGUCACCACUGCAAACAUGGGACGCCAACUCCGAAAGUGCCAGCAUUUGAAAGGAAACCUGGAAAUCAUGGUGUCAGGUGGCGCUAACUUGAUGCAGCAACUGGAGGAGAACCUGGGCCAGGUGAAGGUGGUGACGGGCUACUUGAAGGUGUACGGCUGUGACACACUCUUCUCCCUGAACUUUCUGAGCACCCUUGAGAAAAUCGGAGGCGAGGAUUUGGCGCACGGCAGGUACGCCCUUUACGUGCUGGACAAUGAGAAGCUACGGGAAUUAUGGGACUGGGAGCACCGCAACCACAGUCUUGAGAUCAUCCAGGGAAUGCUGUUCUUCCAACACAAUCCAAGCCUGUGUCGCGAGCUGAUAAGAAAGCUGGCCACCCAGGCACAGGUACAAGCAGACCGCGUUCAUGUAUCCCAUGCAGAGGACACGGCGCCUUGUUACACAUCGGACCUGGAGGUGCGCUGCGUCCCUUUGAAGAAUGGAAGACUUGAAGUACUCUGGAAGUACCACUAUCACGGCCGCGACCAUCGGUUCGUUAUCGGCUAUUAUUUGUAUUACCGGGAGGCGCCUGAGAAGAUCACACUCUACCAAGGCCGCGACGCCUGCAACGACAACAUCGUGUGGAAGAGGAUUUUUCGAGAGUACGAGCAUGACGAGGAGUGUGUGGUGGGCGUAGACAACCUUAAGCCCUACACUCAGUACGCCGUGUAUGUUGACGUCUACUACAUCGACGCUGUGAAGAACGCCAGCCGCUCCAGCAUCCAGUACGUCACAACCCAAGUCGGUGAGCCGUCUCCAGUGCGUGAGUUGAAGGCUACGUCUCAGAAAGGCACCUCGGCUCAGUUCUUAUCCUGGCGUGAACCUGCCGUUCGCAAUGGACCCCUGAAGGUGUACGAGGUGAAGCACGGGAGGUUGAAGCUUCCCCGUCCACGCCCAACACCCGAGGAUCGUGACGUGUGUGUGGACAGCAGAGAUGAGCCACAGAACAAGACGCGGCUCAGCUUGCAUGGUGGGGAAGACGACAACAAGGCGACCCGCUGUUGUGCGUGUCCAGACUCCGCCGCCAACCUCUCAAAGGAGGAUCGACGUUAUGACCACGAGUUUGACAUCCACUUUCAAACCUUCAUGUGGCAAAGCCUGUUCUGCAAAAGGGAUAGUGACGACAAUGAAAAUAAAUCAAUGCCCGCCUCCGUCAGCCAAAGCAAGCCUCCUGCCCAGCGCCGCAACUACACAGCAGACGAAGUCACGAGGAAUGUGAGCGACAUCACCAGCACGCCCGUCAUCCCAGGGACAGCUUCCAUAGUCGCCGAGGAGCAGAACCGAUCCAGGCAGCGGAAACGUAGAAGUAUAGUACAUUUGUCAGCAAGAAUACAAGACAGGACAGACACGGAAACGAGCGACCAAAAACGAGAGGAGAAAAAUAAUAAAUACAAGGAGAUGGAGCACGAUGAGUGUGAAAUAAGCACUGACACAAACAGCGACACAGCCGAGGUGUGUGACGUGAGGACGAUGACGACCAACAAUACCCGCGUCACUCUGAUGCGUUUGUCGUAUUUCACACAAUACAGGGUGUGGGUAAGAGCAUGCCACACCGAGGGCAGUAUCUGCAGCGACUGGUCUGUUCUGGAUGUGACAACUCCAGUGGACAUAUCCAUAUACAAGAUAAAAAACUUCAAGGUGAAACAAAUGAAAACAAACGAGACUAAAUGGCCAGACACAAAAUCACAGGCCAAUUCCAGUAACAAAACACCCGCUUCACCACCCGGAGCAGCAGCACAAAUAGGCACCACGCUUCUCCUUAGUUGGGACCCACCAAUGGUUCCGAUGGAACUCAUCCUGGCCUAUAUCAUCGAAUACCAGCUGGAACAAACACCUAAGAAAAAAAUAUGCGUCCCGCAGCAAAAGAUGCGUCACGCCGAGUAUAGAUUUCCACUGCAGAAGUAUGGAAGCUACACUUUCCACAUUAGACUUCGUUCUCCCAGCGGCGAUGGACCACCUACCAGCCUCACCAUUGGGAUCAAGAGACCCGACGUUUAUUGGGCUGUCCCUGUUGCCUUCCUGUGUGGGGGUUUGUUAGGUAUCUGCAUUAUGGAGGUGGUCUUAUGGGUGAGGUGGCGGAAAAGAAGCGAAGCUCCAGAGUCACAGACUUUCGAAGAGCUCUUACUGGAGGCAGGACUAAAGCAUUUAGAGAAGGAUUUCAUCAUUGAUAGCAACGUCCUGCAAGUAAAGUUGGACAAGAAAAUUGGUCAGGGGGUCUUCGGGAUAGUUUACCUCGGAAUGCUGAAGCUUCCUGCUGGGGAAGAACGACAGGUGGCGGUGAAGACCGUCAACGAGGAGGCCACGUACCAGGACAUGAAGCACUUCUUGGACGAGGCCACCGUCAUGCAGAAAAUGAAAUCAAACUUUGUGGUAAGUCUGAUUGGCGUGAACAGUUGUCCGCCAAUAUAUGUUGUCAUGGAGUUCAUGGAAUAUGGUGACCUCAAGUCCUUCCUCUUAAGAGAGGAAGGGGCCACGAUUACGAAUGAGAAAAUGGUGGAAAUGGCGGUGGAGGCAGCAGACGGGAUGGCUUACCUGAAGGCCAAUAAUUGGGUGCACCGAGACCUGGCGGCGCGCAAUUGUAUGCUGGGUAUGGUGGAAGACCGACUCAUACUCAAGAUUGGGGAUUUCGGCCUUACCAGACACGUCACAACUGACUACUACAAGAUAAAGACAUGUGGAUUAUUGCCAGUGCGCUGGAUGGCCCCCGAGUCACUGGAAUACUACCGUUAUACUACCAGGUCCGAUGUGUGGAGUUAUGGUGUGUUGCUUUGGGAACUUGCCAGCGGGGGACGUCAGCCUUAUGAGGAUAAACUAGAUAAAGAGGUGGAGGACUUCAUUCUCUGUGGUAAGAGGCUGGGACCUCCCGACAGAGGUCCAGAUUUUUUCUACCCGCUCAUGCUGAAGUGCUGGAACGCAGUACCCGAGCAGCGACCAAGCUUCAAGAGAAUAGUGCAACGUCUUCUUCCAAUGACCUCCAAAAAGUAUUUGGAGUACUUCCAGAGGGUGUCCUUCUUCCAUAACCCUGGUUCCUCUGAGCACGAGGGCCCGGAUGACAUUGACGAAGGGUUCAAUGCCAGCAGUUCAAGUCAAGAGGAGGCCGAAGCUGGGUACUCGGGCUCCUACUCGUCUUCCUUGCCUCCCUUCCACCACCUUGACCAAGACAGCCAAGUUGAAAAUGACCAAUUUGAGAAUGAGAGCAGCGAAGACGACACAGCAGUAGAGGACGAUCUGGUCUGCAUGACGCCUGAGGAGCCAUACGAAAGGCAGUGUUCCGGCCCGCUGCCGUGCAUCACCAGCCAUGUGGGGCGACUUCCACCAAGCAGUGAUGCUCCACACAAAAAGCUUCUCUUCCGCACGUCUUGUUUCGCCGAAACAUAGCCUCCUCCUUUACAGCCUCUUGAAGGCGGCCUGCACUCUUCACACCUCUACAGGUCGCAGCAUGCCUUGGGUGGAACUGGCAACAUUGUUGACCCGUCAAAAAUGUUUCCUUGACAAACAUCAAGUAGUACAUUAGUCGCUGGUGUGAAUCAUGUGUUGUUAUUAACAUAUAAGUACCUGGACCGAAAGACCAGUGUGACUUCAAACAUGAUCGUCAAUAUGUCUUCUUUAGUACUACGCAUGAAGUUACGUCUUUUUAUCAUUUAUGUUCUUAAAACAGAAGGAACGAUUUGCAUUUCUAUUUUAAAUAUGGAAUAUAUUAUCUAAUAUGACAAAUAACGACAUGUACAUUAUGCAAUAUUUCAGUGUCGAUGCAAAAUGACAAGGCAUUUCCCGAUGAACUUUAGAAAAGUGUGUGUGUGUGUGUGUGUGUGUGUGUGUGUGUGUGUGUGUGUGUGUGUGUGUGUGUGUGUUUAUAAGUCUUGGACGAACAGAUAAGACAGGCGCAGACGGGUGGAUGUGGAUGUCCAAAGGUUUGCUGCCUUGCGAGAAAUGUUAUCAUGCAUGUUCUUGUAAUAAUGAAUCAUUACCCCCACAUCUAUAAUGCAUUCAUAUGUGGACAGUAUUAUGAAUUUAAUCGUACAGCCAUUUCUGAUAUGCACAGUCAUUCCUUAGUUCUGAGAGAAUGUACGUGUUCAAUGUACAUGGUUGGCACCAGACGUAUGUAUCGUAUACUCUGGACCACCAACUACCAUUCGUGCAACGAAGCUUACUGAUGCAUGUGACCUUUAGGUCUUCCUAAGCUUUCUCCAUGUAACUUCGCAAUGUUGUGAUAAUUCGUCUUCCGAGUGAAAUAUUUGACGUAUAACGUUUGCAACAUUCAAAGGUUUGCAACCAUCCAUCACUGUAGUGAGCAACACUGAUGUGCUUAGCUCUAUGUGACUCCACCAAUUAAGGAGUAUUUUCUGAUCAUUAAAUCAUUUACCUCCA